This is a messenger RNA of Camellia sinensis, 552 nucleotides long. NCBI's taxonomy places the organism in Eukaryota, Viridiplantae, Streptophyta, Magnoliopsida, Ericales, Theaceae. The record is from RefSeq and is a predicted model, not a curated record.
AUUCGUGUCCAAAGGGUAAAAUUUCACUGUAUCUUAUCUUCCAUACAACUACAAUCCUGCAUCUUCAAAUGGCUCAGAAGCUGGUGUUGAAGGUGAUGACCAUGACCGAUGAGAAGACAAAGAAGAAAGCUAUAGAAGCCGCUGCUGAUAUCUUCGGAGUAGAUUCGAUAGCGGCGGAUCUGAAGGAGCAGAAGCUAACGGUGAUCGGAGAGAUGGACACAGUGGCAGUGGUGAAAAAGAUGAAGAAAGUUGGGAAGGUUGAUAUCAUAUCAGUUGGUCCAGCCAAAGAAGAGAAGAAAGAAGAGAAGAAAGAGGAAAAGAAAGAAGAGAAAAAAGAAGAAAAGAAAGAGGAUGACAAAAAAUAAAAAGCACUAAAUUCCAUGUACUUUACUAUUCAGGCCUUUCUUGAUCGGAAAACUCUAUUCAUAGAAAGAAAAAAAAAAUUAUAUAAAAAAUUUCACAAAAGUAACGUGAUAGUUGUCAUUCUUGUAAAUAAACUCAUCAUUAUAAGGGUUUCAUUUUAAAAUAAAAAUUUUAAUUUGAACUUUAUCA